Molecule: messenger RNA, 2352 nt
Organism: Coffea eugenioides
Lineage: Eukaryota; Viridiplantae; Streptophyta; Magnoliopsida; Gentianales; Rubiaceae
Product: disease resistance protein RPM1-like
Exons: 3
Coding region: 1-2352 (783 amino acids)
Biological process (GO): defense response to other organism
Molecular function (GO): ADP binding
Source: RefSeq, a predicted model, not a curated record
AUGAGCGAAGAUGCGAAUGCAAUAGACUGCCUUGGACGCUUGCCCCGUCUGGUAGACCUUACUCUCCAUCGUGCUUAUGAAGGGGAGACAUUGUGCUUUAAGGCUGGAAGAUUCCCAAAACUCCAAAUAUUAGAACUUGGGCAAUUAAAAAGACUGAAAUGGGUAAGAGUGGGAGAGGAAUCGUUAUCCAGUCUCCAACAGUUUCUUAUUGCUGGUUGCAAGCUUAUGGAGGGCUUGCCUUUGGGCCUCCAAAACGCGAUCGAGCUUAAAUUUUUUGGAUUUUAUGACAUGUCUGAUGAGCCAAUCCACGAAAUACAGAAUUUGAAUAAACAAAGUGAAAAUUAUCAGACAAUUUCUCAUAUCCCUGAAGUUUGCAUUGGACAUUGGAUAAAUGAUUUGAUUCCUACAAUUAUCAAAUACAUAUUGCUAGACUGCAACAUCGCUAGUCGUGUUGUAUUGACAACACGAAUUACCGAUGUAGCUUCUGCAUACUGUUUAGCAUCCCAUGACUUUAUCCAUAUCAUGAAGCCUCUCUCUUAUGAAGAUUCUUGGACCCUUUUUUGCAAUAGAACAUUUCGGAGUAAUGAUUGCCCUUCAAAUCUAGAAGAAAUUUCUAGAAAAAUACUGAAAAAAUGUGAGGGCCUACCGCUUGGGAUUGUUGCAAUAGGUGGUGUUUUGGCUCUGAAGGACAAAGACAGGAUAGAUGAAUGGGAGAUGAUUCUUCGUGGCUUUGGCGGCGAGGUAGAUGGUAGCGGUGAGCUUGACAGAAUUAGAAGGAUACUCUUACUCAGCUACAACGAUUUGCCUCACCAUCUCAAAAGCUGCCUAUUAUAUCUAAGCAUCUAUCCUGAAGAUUAUCCAAUUAGGAAUGUCGAAAAUUUACUUGAUACAUGGAUAGCACUAGGAUUUAUAGAAGAGAAAGAAGGAAUGACAGCCACUAAUAUUGCUAUGAGAUCUCUGAGAUCUCUAAAAGAACUCAUCAACAGAAGUUUAAUUCAAGUUAAGGACACAUGGCAUGAUGGCAAAUUGAAGGAAUGUGGUCUUCAUGAUUUUCUACGUGAAAUCAUUGUUUCUAAAUCUAAAGAGCAGAGCUUCACAGCCAUAGCCACUGGAUAUUGCACGAGAUGGCCUGACAAAGUUCGACACCUAGCAAUUCAUAACUUCACUGAUAAUCCUCUAGAAGGCUUCACCAGCUUGAACUGUCUUCGAUCCUUGAAAUCAUUCAGGUAUGAAGAUCCUCUCACUACUUCAUUUUUGUCCAAGUUUUUAUGUGGUGGUCCCAAGUUCCUAAAGGUUUUAGAUUUAGCGGGAGCUGAACUGGACAACAUCCCAAAGGAAGUUUUCAAACUAUUUCGUCUAAAGUUUCUAGAUCUAAGUGGCACCAGAGUUAAAGUCAUUCCAAAAUCUAUUGGGCAACUUCAAAACCUAGAAGUUUUAAUUCUGGCUGGAACCACUAUAACGGAGCUACCCGUGGAAACUCUAAAGCUAAGAAAACUCUGUGUCCUUAUCAUAGGAAGAGUGGGUGAUUAUUCAAAUAACUUUGCACUAGGAGGCUUUAAAUCUCCGUAUGGAAUUGGAAAGCUUACGUUCUUGGAGAGACUGGCACAUAUGGAAGCAGACAGUGGUAAAAUAGUAAGGGAGAUUGGGAAGCUCAUUCAGUUGCGAGAAUUAUCCAGGAAAUUUCUCGAAUUAUCCAUCACAAAGCUGAGGAGAGAUGGAAAAGAGUUACUCUACUCCCUCUUGAGGCUAACCAACCUUCGAGAGUUACACAUCUGCUCCAUUAAAGAAGAGGAGACUCUUGAUCUCCAACAUUCCAUCUCUCCAGAACUUGGAUUUCUUGUAAGGUUGUGGUUGAAUGGUCGUUUAGAGAGAGUACCAGAAUGGGUAAUAUCACUUCAAUCCUUGAGCACUUUAGUCUUGCUGAAUAGUGAGUUGAGUGAAGAUGAGAACGCAAUAGGCUGCCUUGGACAUUUGCCCAACUUGGUGGAACUUACUCUCCAUGGUGCUUAUGAAGGGGAGACAUUGUGUUUUAAGGCUCGAAGAUUCCAAAAACUCCAGAGAUUAGAACUUAUGCAAUUAAAAAGACUGAAAUGGGUAAGAAUGGAAGAAGAAUCGAUGUCCAGUCUUCACCAGUUUUUUAUUAUUGGUUGCAAGCUUAUGGAGGGUCUGCCUUUGGGCCUCCAAAACUUGACCGGGCUUAAACUUCUUGGGUUGCUUGAUAUGUCUGAUGAGCAAAUCAACAAAGUACAGAAUUUGGAUAAACAAAGUGAUGAUUAUCAGACAAUUUCUCGUAUCCCUGAAGUUUGCACUGGACACUGGAUAAAUGGUGAAUGGAAAACGGAGAUCGUCUAG